UUCCUCUCUCUCACGAUCACUAUUGCACAAAGAGGAGGCCCUUGCUGUCUUGCUACCAUUAGUCUUUUUUUUUUUUUUUUAUAAUUUUCCUGAUAUCUUUUGUUAUGGUUUCUUGGUUAAUUUCUGCUACUUUUCAAACCCCUUCUUCCUAUCAGCUGGCUUUGCUUAUUUCCCAAGUCCCAAGUGUGAUAACCUUAAUUGCGAGUUAUUUCCAGAGACCCUCAUCUCAUCACGUUCCCACCCAAUAAGUAUCUCAGUUAGCUUCGUUUUCUUAUCAUGCGAGACCAAGUUUCUUCUUUCAAGAGAUGAUUUCUCCAACCUUCAAGGUUCAGAAUCUUCCAGGAAUGACAUGAAAGGCAGAGAAUACUCAAAUGACAUGGAAAUCGAAACAGCGAUAAAGGGAUCCAAGAGGGAUCUCGUACUGCUAUUUUAGUAGGGAAAAAAACGACAGCAAAGUAACCAUUUAACUCCCAUGGACGCUGUCUUCCACCUCGAUGAAGCAUCCCGUGCUGAAUUUCUCCAAUUACUCAUGCACUCUACCGGCUGCACAUACAUUUGCCUAUGGUCGUACAUCCAUCAAGCAAACUGUUUAAUGUGUUGGGACGGAUGUUACAAUGAAGAAAGCAACCAACCCAGAGCUUUGAGACUUUUCCUCGAGUACCGGCAAUUAGUAUUCCCUCUCGAAAAUGAUAAUGGCCUCGUUCCAGGAUUUGCUUUCAGGAAUAAUAGGCCUUACAUUGAGUUAGGGGAAUCGGAGCUUCAGAACCGGAUAGCCCAGCAGACACAGCGGCAAUUUUAUGGGGAAGCAGGAAUUAAGACGGCUGUAUUCAUGGGAUGCAGGAGUGGAGAGAUUGAGUUAGGGUCUUCCAAUGUGGUACAACUCAACAUGGAGAUGGAGAUGAGAGGUUUUUUCCCAGAAGACUUUUCAAGACGAUCUCCUGUAGGAGAUCAGCUUCCCCAACCCCAACCAACUGAUCCGAACAGGCCAUCUUCGUCUUCGUCAUCUUUAAGGUCACUGUCUACGGGUAGUCCAGACUCUUCUCUGAUCUUCACCAUCCCAAGCGCAUCCCGCCCCCAGGUUCCAACCGACGCGACACCCUCUUCACUGCAAGCAAUCUCUUCCUCAAUCACCGACCAACACCAACAAGCCAUGCAGGCCUUGUCUCAAAUACGGAGCAAUAUUCAGUUACCGACGCUAGAGAGCGAAGAUGCUGCGAUGACCAGAGCAAUCCUUGCCGUUUUAACCUCUCCUUCUUCUUCUUCCUCUUCAACAUCCCACCAACCCCAACAAAGUCAAAAUUUACCUUACAAUGAUUACCAGCUGAACCCGAAAGCUAGUGCAUUUAAACGUUAUGCUGCCUCUAUGUUAGGAGCCCCUACAACACCAGCGAGGGCCAGUUUACGAGCCCAAAGCAUGCAGAAACGAGCCGUUUUGUUCUAUGGAAAACUGAAUUUAGCGAGGCGUGAACAACAGCUGCGAAUACGCCCCACUAGCAAUCAAUUGCACCAUAUGAUGUCAGAGCGCAAAAGGCGAGAGAAACUCAAUGAAAGUUUCAUUGCAUUGCGAUCUCUUCUUCCUUCUGGCACCAAGAAAGACAAAGCAUCGGUGCUCUGUAGUGCAAGGGAACACUUGACCUCAUUGCAAGCUCAUAUUGUGGAGCUUAAUCGGAGAAACCAGUUAUUAGAAGCUCAGCUUUUGCCUUCCAGAGAAGCUGUCGGCGGGGAGGUAACUGGUUCAUCAAACGAGAGAUUUAGUGUUCGGAUUACACCUGUACCCGAAUCAACAUCAGAACAAAGAAUCAUGGACCUGAGAGUCAGUGUUAGAGGAGAACGGCCAAUAGUGGAUGUCUUAAUCCACCUGCUACAAUUUUUGAAGCUCGACAGAAAUGUGAGCUUGCUGUCCAUUGAGGCUAACACCCAUAUAACAGAAGCAGGCUCUGUUAAUAAUUUUAACUUGAGACUGAGAAUAGAGGGCAAUGGAUGGGAUGAAUACACCUUCCAGGAAGCAGUGAGAAGGCUAGUCGCUGAUCUGGCACAGUGAUAUAAUAUCAUAUUUUUCUAAUAUUUAUCACUCUCUAAUUAAAAGUGGUCAGACUGAUUUAUUCUGCGGCCAACAGCUAUUGUAGUUGAUGGUGUGCUGAGUCUUUUUGGUCUCCUUUUUCCCCUCUGAUCACAUCCUUUUGAUCUCCA
Molecule: messenger RNA, 2190 nt
Organism: Theobroma cacao (cacao)
Lineage: Eukaryota; Viridiplantae; Streptophyta; Magnoliopsida; Malvales; Malvaceae
Product: basic helix-loop-helix (bHLH) DNA-binding family protein
Molecular function (GO): protein dimerization activity
Source: RefSeq, a predicted model, not a curated record